This is a messenger RNA of Chinchilla lanigera (long-tailed chinchilla), 2209 nucleotides long. It is a transcript of the gene Kank3, whose product is annotated as KN motif and ankyrin repeat domains 3. Lineage: Eukaryota; Metazoa; Chordata; Mammalia; Rodentia; Chinchillidae. Gene Ontology annotation, molecular function: protein binding. Gene Ontology annotation, biological process: negative regulation of actin filament polymerization. Gene Ontology annotation, cellular component: cytoplasm; cytoskeleton. The record is from RefSeq and is a predicted model, not a curated record.
GGUGUGUAUACAGCUGCUACUUCAGGAAACAUGGCCAAGUUUGCCCUGAAUCAGAACCUGCCUGAUCUGGGCGGCUCUCGCCUGUGUCCAGCCCCUAUCGGGGCCUCGCACAGCCUGAGCUCGCCCUACUCCGUGGAGACGCCCUACGGCUUCCACCUGGACCUGGACUUUCUCAAGUACGUGGAGGAGCUGGAGCGCCAGGCCCCGCGCAACUACAGCAGGUGCGAGAGCAGAUGGCCGCGGCCCUGAAGCGCCUGCGCGAGCUCGAGGACCUGGCGCGCGCCCUGCCUGAGCUGCAGGAGCAGGUGCGCGCGCUGCGCGCGGAGAAAGCGCGACUGCUGGCCGGGCGCGCGCAGCCCCAGCCGGACCCGGAGGCCGAGGCGCGCCCGGACAAGCUCGCCCAGUUGCGGCGCCUCACCGAGCGCCUGGCCACCUCGGAGCGCAACGUCCGCUGCAAGGCCGGCUCACAGGCUGACGGCCCGGACGGGUUGGCUGCAGCGCGCAGGGAGGGCGCGCACCAGGUCCUCGACGGGGCGGCCGGGACACCUGGAACCCCGGAGGGGUCGCCCCAGACCCGGGAGGUGGGCACCGAGGCUGUGCUCGAGACCCAAGAGGCAGGUGCCCAGGCCGCGCCGGAGAUCCGGGAGGCCGGCGUGGGAGCGGCCCCCGAGACCGUGGAGGCGGAUACCUGGGUGACCGAGGCGCUGCUCGGGGUGCCUGCAGCUGCCGAGCGCGAGCUGGAGCUGCUGCGCACCGGCCUGGAGCACCAGCGCGGGGUGAGCGAGCUGCUGCGCGGGCGGCUGCGGGAGCUGGAGGAGGCCCAUGCCACCGCCCAGACCCCUCGGGGCCGUGCGGAGAAGACCACGCAGACUGAGCUCCCAGAGGAGGCCCCCUGCCUGGCUCCGGAGAGGGACAGCCGUCCAGCGGACCUGGCCGCGGCCCCGGCGGGCACCCUCAAAUCCAUCAUGAAGAAGAGGGAUGGCCCCGCUGGCGCCCAACCCAGCUCGGGACCCAAGAGCCUGCAGUUUGUUGGCGUCGUCAACGGACAGUAUGAGAGCUCGUCCAGCGAGGACGACAGCGACAGCAGCGACAGCCAAGGCGGCGCCCCGCGGCCCCCGAGGAGUAGCUCUUCCGGCUCAGGGGAUGACAGCGGUGGGGAAUCCGACUUGGGCACGCCCAGCGGUGGGGAUGUCAGGGACCCCGGGCCAGAGGCAAAGGAGGAAGCAGAACCUCAGCCCGGGACCCAGGGAAGGUACGAGCUGAGCCCGCGGUUGCGCGAGGCGUGUGCCGCGCUGCAGAGGCAGCUGAGCCGGCCCGGCGGAGUGGCCCGAGACAGCAACGCGGCGCGCCUGGUGGCCCAGGAGUGGUUCCGGGUGUCCAGCCAGCGGCGCUCCCAGGCCGAGGUGGUGGCCGGGGUGUUACGCGGGUUGGCGCGCCUGGGAUCCCCGCUGCUGACACACGUGGUGAACCUGGCAGACGACAACGGCAAUACAGCCCUGCACUACAGCGUGUCCCACGGGAACCUGGCCAUUUCGAGCCUGCUGCUGGACACGGGGGUCUGUGACGUCAGCUGCCAGAACCGCGCUGGCUACUCUGCACUCAUGCUGGCCUCGCUCGCCUCCGUGGGGCAGGGCCCGGAGGACAUGGCUGUGGUCCGGAGGCUCUUCACAAUGGGUGACGUCAAUGCCAAGGCCAGCCAGACGGGACAGACGGCCCUCAUGCUGGCCAUCAGCCACGGCCGCCAAAACAUGGUGGCAGCCCUGCUGGAGUGUGGGGCCGACGUGAACGCGCAGGAUGCCGACGGGGCCACGGCGCUCAUGUGCGCCAGCGAGUACGGGCGCCUGGACACCGUCCAGUUGUUGCUCAGCCAGCCAGGCUGCGACCCUGCCAUCCUGGACAAUGAGGGCACCAGCGCCCUGGCCAUCGCCCUGGAGGCGGAGCAGGACGAGGUGGCUGCUCUACUGCACGCCCACCUGAGCUCCAGCCAGCCCGGUUCUCAGGCCCAGGCAGCCCCAGACUCCCCGACAGCCACCCGGGCAGGCACACCGAGCGCAGGAUGCAGUGAGGUCGGAGAGGGAGCCCAGCCUAAGUGAGCUGCCAGAAACACCAGACUGGGACUCAGGGAAAUCCUUACCUCCCUGCCUCAGCCUCCGGAUCACCCGCCCACCCCGUCACACUUCUUCCCUAAUAAAACACUGCUCCUACGCUU